Fibroporia radiculosa is the source of this 3987-nucleotide messenger RNA. RefSeq lists its product as uncharacterized. The transcript has 19 exons. The coding region runs from base 1 to 3987 and encodes 1328 amino acids. Gene Ontology annotation, cellular component: cytoplasm. The record is from RefSeq and is a predicted model, not a curated record. Gene Ontology annotation, molecular function: aminopeptidase activity. Lineage: Eukaryota; Fungi; Basidiomycota; Agaricomycetes; Polyporales; Fibroporiaceae. Gene Ontology annotation, biological process: proteolysis.
AUGUACCCCCCUAUCCAGCCGUAUGAAACUGGGAUGCUGAAAGUGUCCGACAUACACACGCUCUACUACGAAGUGAGCGGAAACAAAGAGGGAACACCAGUUGUCUUUCUCCAUGGUGCGUACAAUUUGCAGAUUCGGCUCCCGCAGUUCUGUGAUCACCAAUUUCAUGCGAAUUUAUCAGGCGGUCCUGGAAAUGGUACAGAUGCUAAGGAUCGUUGUUACUUCAACCCGGCCAAGUACAAGAUCGUUCUCUUUGAUCAGCGCGCUUCGGGAAAAUCCACUCCGACGGCAUCCUUGGAGGAGAACACCACCUGGGACCUCGUCAAGGAUAUCGAGAAAAUCCGCCAACACCUUGGCAUCGAUAAGUGGCACGUUUUUGGUGGCUCCUGGGGAUCUACCCUAGCGCUGACAUAUGCACAGUCUCACCCAGAUCGAGUCAAGACCAUGAUUCUCCGAGGGAUUUUCACUCUGCGCAAGAGUGAGCUUCGCUUCUUCUACCAAGAUGGCACAUCGCACCUCUUUCCAGACGCAUGGCAGGAGUAUCUGGAGCCGAUCCCAGAAGCUGAACGCCAUGACAUGGUCACGGCUUAUCAUGCACAGUUGAAUUCUGCCGAUGAAGAGACGCGCCUGAGGGCGGCGAAGGCCUGGUCCAAGUGGGAGAUGGCAACCUCAAAGUUGUAUGUCGAUCCCGCGCAGAUCGCUCAAGUGGAGAACGACCGCUGGGCAAACGCCUUUGCUCGCAUAGAAAACCACUACUUCGUCAACGACGGCUUCAUGAGAGACGGUCAAUUGCUCGAGAAGCAGGAGAUCGAUAAGAUUCGCCACAUUCCAUGCAUCGUUGUGCAAGGGCGUUACGACGUAGUUUGUCCGGCGACUACCGCUUAUGAUCUCAAGCAGGUCUGGCCGGAGAUCACACUUCAUAUAGUCCCUGACGCAGGACACUCAGCGAGAGAGCCGGGAACUGCUAAGUUACUCGUGGCGUACAUGUCAUUCUCGAGCACGCCUUUAGGUCAAGGCAGACGUCUCGAUCACCACACGUUUCUUAACAAGCCGAAUCCAAGGGAUAGUCGCGCUCCCCAUUCCCCGCCUCGUCGUGCAAUACCAGCAUCCUACGCGUACGGAGCCCCUUCACUCAGCACGCAAUCUCCUCCAAAGCCGGGUAAGUCAGCGCCCCCAGAGGGUGAGCACUCCGACGACCAAUACGAGCCCGCCCUCGUCCGCUUCGCGCGACUCAAGCAACACGAGCAGGCCCAGCUGCCCCAUUCCGGCGCACCUGUGGCCGCACAACAACCCCACGUCUCUCCUCACCCCGAGAAGUGGAGUGUCAAAGACACCUCUGUCAAUAUUGCCAGUGCGUUCCAUCAAGCGGUCACCUCUGCAGACGACCACACUGUCAUGCCUCCCAACCCGAACGAUGCCUGGGUGUCUGGUGCCUACAGGCAGACCGUACCCCGGAGUACAUCUGUGGAGUACGAGAAGGAAACCCAAUCUACUGCCAAUCGUCGUCUCGCUCCACCACCGAACCGGAAUACGGCCAACCGCGCAACGAGACCCGUGUCCAAGUCCGCAUCAAUGCGACAUGUGGUGCCGGAUUCGGAGGGCGAAGAUGAGCCUUCCGGCGGGGCCAGGCGCGGUAAGAGUCCAUUCGAGCAGAUCGUAGAGGUCUCGAGACGUAUCAUGCCAGUCUCGUUUCUGAUGCGACAACGAUCGGUGGAGCCAGAUACGAGCCAGUCACAACUUAAUGGUAACAGCGUACUGAACGAGAGCUCGAGUUACGACUACUCGGCUGAGGAGCGGGAAUACUUAGCAGCUACAUCCGCUGCGCAAAAACCCCAGCCGAGGCGAAAUACGGCAGCGCAUAAGCGCAAUCGUAUGUCCAUGGACAACAAGGCGUAUAGGCCGACCAUGUCUGACCUGGAGGAGUCCGACGAAGACUUCGAAAUUCACGAUGGGAAGCGCACACGCAGGAAAAAGAAGAAGAGUGGUGCUGCCGGAGGUCCUUUGACGACGCUUCCUGUGGCUGGAUAUGAUAAGAGGAAGAAACGAAGGAGAGCGAACGGGAAGACGAACGGCGCGGAAGACGAUGAUGAAGAAGAGAGCAGUAGCGAGCAGGAGCAGGAGCAAGAGCAGGAGGCCGCAGGCGAACAGCGAUCACAGCGCGGCACUACGCCAGCUGUGCGUCCGUCUUCGCUCGGGCGAAGAUCGCAACCGUCCUCACGGCCGCAUUCGCGUGCCGUCUCUCAAGAACCUAUUUCUUCACCAGGGGAUGUGACCGACUACGACAGACCAAUGGACGUGGAGUCAUUGCAGCCAAUAGAAGAGAUUGACGAGGACCUGGUCAUCGAUGGUAUCGAUCCAGUGAUGCGCAGAUCGUCAUUUUCCAUUGGAGCGUCACUAGGUAGAGGUGUAAAUGGCCUUUUCCGUUUGGGAUGGGCUAUUGUCCGCCUUAUACUGGGUUGUUUGGCCUUCAUCGCACGACUAUGCGGCAAAAUUAUUGGACUCACUAUCGACGUGUUCAUCAAUCGACCUGCGCAGUUAAUAUCAAGCAUAGACCCCGCGCCUUUGGCCAAAUAUGUGGUUGUCGGCCUCACAAUUUACUCAGCAUGGCAUGCACUUAACCAUGGGUGGCUAGAUCUCUCUGUGCUUUCAUCACGACGACUACCUUCUCAUACGCCAUACCAACCACCUGACAUUCCCGUCUCCAACCUUGGUGAUCUUUCGGAUCGAUUACAGCGUUUGGAAUCUGCUCUUGCGAAGUUCUCUUUGGAUAACGAGCGGUUGCGGUCGCGGGACGAAGGUAGUCGCAGCGAACUGACUAAUCGUAUGGUCACUCUAGAGUCUGAGGUUCACAAAGAGAGCCUGCGUGCCAUAGAUAUGGAGACAAAGUACAGAACAUCAACCAGCAUCGCGCUACAGACAUUGAAACAAGAGGUUAAUUUAUUGAACACGCAAAUCCAAGCAAAUAAGCAGACUGAAUCGCAGAAUGGCCCAAUGUUAACUAGCGACGAGGAGGCCCGGGCGAAGCUACUAACAUUGGAGAAGCGUCUCGGAAGCGCAGAGCACGAUGUCAAGGAAGCUCUCGAACUGGGCAAGAAUGCCGCCAAGGUUGGCGGAUCCACUGGUAUUGCAGCAGCGUGGUGGAAUAAACUGGCUUCCGGCAAGGGAGGUGCAUCAGUCGUAAUCAAGUCGACUGAUGGGCAGGAUGUCACAUCGCUCAUUUAUGACAUUGUCCAAACAUUUGUGUCACUGCUAUCGAAAGACACGCUCGCCCGCCCCGAUUAUGCCCUCUACUCCAGUGGUGCCCAGGUCAUUCCCUCGCUCACGAGCGAGACAUACGAAAUCCCGGCGUCGAACUGGAGGCAGCACGUUCUUGGUUUCAUUACUGGGAAUAAUGGUGCAGCAAUUGGCCGGCCACCGGUAACCGCUCUUCACCACGAGAUUCAUAAUGGCCAUUGUUGGCCAUUCCCUGGUGCCAGUGGACAGCUGGGCGUCGCGCUCGCUGCGCCAACAUUCAUCUCUGAUGUAACGAUCGACCAUGUCGCCAAAGAAGUUGCCACGGAUAUGCGUUCAGCUCCAAGGCAGAUGGAAUUAUGGGGCCUGGUCGAGGGCAAGGACAACAUUGUUCGUCUUGCUGAAUGGCGAGCAGAACGUGAUGUGCGGCAAGCGAGGGCGCGUGACGAGGCGGAACUUGCGGGCGUGCCCUACGUUGAGACUCCAGAGCCGGUAUAUCCUCCGAUGCUGCCGCGGACGCCAGAGUAUAUUCAGUUGGCGAACUUCACGUACAACAUCCAUGCGCCACAACAUAUCCAGACUUUCCCCGUCUCAGAUGAUACUCGGGAACUGGGUAUCGACUUCGGCGUUGUGGUACUCCUGAUCAAGAACAACUGGGGCAGGGAUGACUUCACAUGCCUCUAUCGGUUACGCGUACAUGGAGAGCAGAUGGGAGAGAUCCCCCUGCCAUAUCCAGAGGGUUACGUGGAGUCAUAG